AUGCCUCGGCGGCGAACGAUGCUCCCUGACAGGCCGGAGCGGCAGUCCAGGCAGGAUUUUGAGCUGUGCAAGGUCGUCUUUGGCGCAGCAGUCAGCCAGAUUCUGUACAGCAGGCGCGCGUUUCCGCCGGAGUGUUUUCAACUGUUGCCAUUGCAGCAAGUCGUGUCCAGGUCAUUCGAGGACAUCGUAACCUCCGGUUCCGGCAUCCAGCUUUACGACAUCGAAUUACUGAGGGACCAGGAGAACACCGUGUUCUUGCGACAGGGGACGGCCUAUGGCGUCUGCCGGUUUCUCGGUAUUCUGAGGGAAGACAUCUUUCCUCUCAUCCAGAACCAGGGUCUCGUUAAGUUCCGCAUCAGCUACCUUAAAAACCAGACGUGGGGAGGGGAUUGCUUGGCGGAAUACUACACUGUCGUGUUCAAAUACGAGCACGAUGGCCGCUAUAUCCUGGAUGUCUGGAGAGCGGGGACCGGAAGGCAGCACAUCGCGACCACUGAUCGCCAGCUGUGGAACCUGGGAGACUAUCUAAGCCGACUCACCUCGCGGACAGGUCAGGACGCCUCGCACGGCCGUCUUCCCAUCUCCAUGCUUACCAUUACAGAUUUCACGCACUGGACAUUGGCUUUCCAUGCCACUGAGCGGCCUGACGACCCUCCUAUUGGUGUCUGGAGAUUCGAUCGCUCGGCCUUUGACGACGCCAAUCUCAAGCUACAGCAGCGAGACGGAUACUCGUAUGCCAGGAUUGUGCGAUUCGAGAUCAUGCCCCAGCCCUUGACCGAUACCGAAGAGGAGGUUGUCCGGUCCAGUCCGGAAUUCGAGUUUGACUCCCCUUGGCGACCAGACACGCAACUGGCGAAGCCAAACACAACAGACGCCAGCAAGCACGCAAAGAAGAAGAGAGGGACACAGAACCCAAAGCCAAAGAACAAUACGAAAAGCACCUCCAGAAACCUCAGGACAGGAGAAGGACAACUGUCUCCGCCACUCACGCUUGCUUCCAGCAGGAAUGCCUCCCAGAAAACGACUAUGGACAACAAUCGGGGUGGCAGUAUUAAGUCUGACAGCAGUAACGAGCAAAUCUUACACGUCGCCGAGGGCGCUGGCAGGUUAGCUGCAAAACAGAGGACCGUCCCGAAGAGGAAGGCCAAGAAGCCCAUGCAAAUAUUCGAAGACGGGGAUGCAAGCUUGGUCAUGGAACGAGGGAGCCGGGGCCCGAGUCAGAAACUAUCCCCUGCGAUUGGAGGCCAGCUGGCAGUGCAGGACGAUGAGAGCGGGAUGACAAGAAUGGGAUGCUCCACAUCAUAUAUCCCGCGUUCGCCUUCGCCGAACCCGCUGAAGCUCCUCGAAGGUAUCUCCCUGUCGCCGGACGGCGUUUCCACCAUCCCCGACUCGCCACAGCUUGGUCUUCCAUUGCUUCGACCACCGGUGCAAAGUGCCAGCCUCGGAGCAAGCCAACAACCCUCGAACGAUGUUCUUCAGGCAUCACCUCUGCCGAGCAUGUCACCUGAUCCUUGUGAAGCCCUUCAAAGGCUUAGUCAGGGGGAAUUCCACGCCUUACCACCGUCGAACCUGUUUGAUGUCGACCUCAGCGAUGACGAAGCAAACAUGGAGACAGCUUUUGAAACGGAGCCGCAGAAUCCCUCUUGCACGUCAGUCGGGGCCGGGGAGGACUCAAACACCAAGUAUGACUUUUCACCGAAUACGGUUGCUCGCCGGACUUUGCUCUUCCAUGGUAUCCCGGAGAGCAGCGACAGUGAGCUGUGA
This is a messenger RNA of Thermothielavioides terrestris NRRL 8126, 1764 nucleotides long. RefSeq lists its product as uncharacterized. The record is from RefSeq and is a predicted model, not a curated record. The transcript is spliced from 6 exons. Bases 1 to 1764 code for a protein of 587 amino acids. NCBI's taxonomy places the organism in Eukaryota, Fungi, Ascomycota, Sordariomycetes, Sordariales, Chaetomiaceae.